AUGGGAGAUAAUACCUACCGAGAAUAUUUACAUCAGGUUGCAGAUAGUGUUCAUUCAAUCAUUGUUAGGAAAUUUGGAAUUCCAUCACUUUCAGAUAGGGAUGCAGAAAAUGAUUUGAAAAAACCAAAACUUUCACAAGAACAUUGCAGCAAUGAUUUGAGAAAUUCUCUUGUUUCAAAUCCUUCACAUGCCAUUCCAAUUGAAGAUGCCAAUGCAAUCUCUCUGAUGGAUUUCAAAAAGAAAUAUUUCAAUACACAUACUCCAUGCCUCCUCAAGAAUGCCUCCAAAAAUUGGGAAGCUUACAGAAAAUGGAGUGAUGUUAAUUAUCUAUUGGAAAAGGCAGCUUACCGAGCCGUUCCAGUAGAAAUUGGACAAUACUAUACCUCUGAGGAUUGGUCUCAAAAAAUCAUGCCAUUCCACCAAUAUGUGAAAGAGUACGUCAUGGAGGGAAAUACUCAAAUUGGCUACCUUGCUCAGCAUCCUCUCUUUGAACAAAUUCAUUCACUUCGUAAAGAUAUUCAGGAACCAAUAUAUUGCAUGUUGGGAGAGUUGGGUGAAAUGUCUGGAGUCAAUGCUUGGUAUGGACCGAAAGGAACCAUCUCACCACUUCAUACAGAUCCAUGCGAUAAUAUUCUAGUUCAACUGGUUGGCCACAAAUUUGUGAGAAUUUACCACCCAGACGAAACACCUCAUCUCUAUAAGAGACAAUCCGGAAUACUUCAAGCCAACACAAGUGAAAUUGAUAAUUUACACUUGUUACAAUUUGAGGAAGAGGAAAGAAAGAUCUUGAAUGAGAAAUUCCCAUUGAUUUCAAAAGCAACACAUUAUUGGGAUUGCACCUUGUGCGAGGGCGACAUGUUAUUCAUUCCCAAACUAUAUUGGCACUAUGUUCAAUCUCUAUCGAUUAGUUUUUCAAUCAGUUAUUGGUUUGUUUGA
Messenger RNA from Naegleria gruberi, 936 nucleotides. RefSeq lists its product as uncharacterized. The transcript has a single exon. Gene Ontology annotation, molecular function: 2-oxoglutarate-dependent dioxygenase activity. The record is from RefSeq and is a predicted model, not a curated record. NCBI's taxonomy places the organism in Eukaryota, Heterolobosea, Eutetramitea, Acrasida, Naegleriidae. The coding region runs from base 1 to 936 and encodes 311 amino acids.